AUGACAGCCAGCCAGAGUAUCGUCUUUCAGAACGGCAAGUUCUUCCGCUCAAAUAAGGCGCCGCCGGGUCAACGGUCGGAAGCUAACUUCGCGGAAUCCUUGAUUGUGAAGGAUGGCAUCAUCACAUAUGUCGGAGAGGCUUCCGCGGGGCAGGUGAAGGCGGCCGUCGAUGCGGGGGCUCGGGUCCGUGAUGUUGGUGGUCGCACUAUAUUGCCCGGUCUUGUCGACGGGCACAUCCACCUGACCCAGCUGGGACAGACUCUGCAGAAGCUGAAGCUCGACGACUGCAAGAGCCUCGAGGACAUGCGGAGGACGAUUAAGAAACACGCCGUCGCCAACCCCGACCAGAAGCGCAUCUUCUGCAGCGGCUGGAUGCACUUCAUGACCCCCGAGGGCCCCCUGGCCUCGCUGAUAGACGACCUAGACCCGCGCCCCAUCCUGAUCACGGCGAAGGACCUGCACUCGACGUGGGCGAACUCGGCCGCCUUGGAGGAGCUCGGCCUGGACGACGAGCCCGACCCCCCCGGCGGCGAGAUCGUGCGCGACCCCAAGACCGGGCGCCCCUCCGGCCUGCUCUCCGAGGCGGCCAGCAUGAAGUUCAUCCCCCUGUACAUGGCUAGGGUGUCGACGCCGGAGGACCGCAUCUCGGCCAUCAAGACCGCCAUCGACGACUACAGCAGCGCGGGCUUCACCGGCCUCGUCGACAUGGCCAUGGAGGAGGACGGCUGGAGCGCGCUGCAGGAGUACAGAGAGCAGGAGAAGGCGGCGGGCCGCCGGGUCCCCGUGCGCAUCGCCGCUUACUGGCUCAUCCUGCCGAGGGACGACGACGCCGAGAACGUCAAGCAGGUCGAGCGGGCGGCCGAGCUCGCGCGGUCGUUCAGCCUCGAGACGGACCCCGACUGCCGGCUCGUCGGCGUCAAGCUCGUCUGCGACGGCAUCGUCGACGGGUGCACGGCGAGCCUAAAGGAGCCGUACAGCCACAACGGCGACAACUGCGACCCGGCCUGGUCGCCGGAGCGGAUGGGCCCCGUGGUCGAGGCGGCGACGCGGCUCGGCCUCCAGGUGGCGCUGCACGCCAUCGGCGACCGAACCGUCGCCGACGCCAUCGACGUGCUCGAGAGGCACGUCGGCCGGAGAGCCGCCCGCGCAUCGAGCACCUCGAGGUCACCACGGCCGAGGACGCGCGGCGGCUGGGCCCGCCUCGGCAUCACGGCGUCCGUCCAGCCCGUGCACGCCGACCCGGCCAUCCUCCGCGCGUGGCCGCGGCUCAUCGGCGAGCACCGGUGCGGCCGCGCCUUCGCCUACAGCGAGUUCGCGGACGGCGGCGCGCCGGUGGCCAUCGGCUCCGACGCGCCGACGGCGCCGCACCAUAUCAUGAGCAACCUCUACAUCGCGACGACGCGCCGGUCGGCCCGGGAGCCGGGGCUCGACGCCGUCGUCAACCCGCAUUUCGCCCUGUCACUGUGCGACGUCCUGGCCGGCGCGACCGAGGGCGCGGCGAGGAGCUGCUUCCUCGAGGACCGCGUCGGGUCUCUGGAGGUCGGGAAGAGGGCGGACCUGGCCGUGCUGGAUAUGGAGUGGGAUCCCGAGAAGGCGCUCCAGACGAAGGUCCUGGAGACGUGGUUCGACGGGGAGCAGGUCUUCCCUUUCAGGGAGUGA
Colletotrichum graminicola M1.001 is the source of this 1659-nucleotide messenger RNA. RefSeq names its product amidohydrolase. The record is from RefSeq and is a predicted model, not a curated record. NCBI's taxonomy places the organism in Eukaryota, Fungi, Ascomycota, Sordariomycetes, Glomerellales, Glomerellaceae. Gene Ontology annotation, molecular function: hydrolase activity, acting on carbon-nitrogen (but not peptide) bonds. Bases 1 to 1659 code for a protein of 552 amino acids. The transcript has a single exon.